Messenger RNA from Didymosphaeria variabile, 441 nucleotides. RefSeq lists its product as uncharacterized. Lineage: Eukaryota; Fungi; Ascomycota; Dothideomycetes; Pleosporales; Didymosphaeriaceae. The record is from RefSeq and is a predicted model, not a curated record. The transcript has 2 exons. The coding region runs from base 1 to 441 and encodes 146 amino acids.
AUGGACCACAUGCAAUACCUCAUGGUGCGCGCGCACGAUGCUGAAGAGACUAUCUCCGGCCACGCGCUUAUGGCGACCGCACCACCAGAUUCGCAUAUUGCGACUAAGCCGCAGGAGACGUAUCCGCACCAGAUGCCGGAUAUAGCGAUGCCAGACCUGAUGAAGCUGCUGGAUCUGAGCAAUCGUCUCCCUUUGGACGGCGAGAUCACGCCGAUUAUGGCCUGGGUCAUGGUCUUGAAGGAACCUAGGCUGGCGGAGCUGAGCAAGUUAGACAUCGAGGGGAUCAAGGGGGAGCUCCUUGCAAAGGUGCGGUGCUAUGGAUUUGGCGCUGUUCUGGAAGAGUUCGAGGUCAGAGAUGCUAUGAUGGCAGCUUUUGCGAAGAAGGCAACUGGGAAUACUCCGACGCAUACCAUCGCUCAACCCUUAGUUGCCAGCGGCUGA